AUGAAAAUCAGCCAGAUCUACGUCUACCCAAUAAAGUCCCUCCGCGGCGUCCCCAUCUCCUCAGCGCAAGUCACCCGCACCGGCUUUAAACAUGACCGCCGCUUCAUGCUCCUCAAAGUCAUCCCGUCGGAAUCCGAAGGCGCGAAACCAGGCGAAACAACGCUGAAGAACAUGCAUAUCCCGCAUUUCCCAGAAAUGGGACUGUUCAAGACGGAACUCUUUGAGCCGGGAGCUGGCGGCGCGGAUGAGAAGGGGAAGAUUAGAGUUACGCACCAGUUUCCCGAUGGGAAUGGUAAUGCAGCGAAGGGAGAAGCCCUGGAUAUCCCGCUCACCCCGGACACGAGGGGUCUUGAGGAGCUGGCGGUUGUGAUGCACCGGUCUCCGACGAAGGGGUAUAACAUGGGUCCCAAGUACAAUCAGUGGUUUAGCGAGCGGUUCGGGUACGAUGUCGUGCUUGCAUAUUUGGGAGAUGCGAACUCGAGGGCUGUGCUGGGGACGUUUGCGCCGUGGAAGCAUGUCGCGCACAAAGACCAGAGACGCGGACAGGGUUUAGACUUGGGUUUGGUUGCGGCGGUGCUGCUUGGUGUUCUGGGAGUCCUCUACAUGGGAUUUACGGUUCUGGCUACGUCUACCUCUGGUUUUGAUUUUGUGGCUGCUGGUUUGGGUCGGCCGAGUGUGGUCGGCGUGACGGUCGCCGUGGGUGGGCUUCUGGCGUCUCUCUUGUUCUUGAGGAGACGGUCUACGCAAGACGAGCGCAUCACGUUUGCAGAUACGGCGCCGUACAUGGUUGUUUCCGAUACUUCGGUGGCGAACGUCACGGGCCGGUUGGAAGGCGAGGAGAUGGACGUGAAGAAGUUCCGCGCGAACAUUGUCGUAUCGGGCGCAGAGACGGCAUUCGAAGAGGACUUUUGGGCGGAGCUGGUCAUCGGUGAUGCCCAGGUCCGCUUGCUGCUCACGGCGAACUGUGUGCGGUGUCGCAGUCUGGAUGUAGAUUAUGAUACUGGGAAGUUCGGCACCGGCGAGUCCGGCAAGGUGCUGAAGAAGCUCAUGGCCGAUCGCAGGGUGGAUACUGGAGCCAAGUACAGCCCCGUUUUUGGGCGAUAUGGGUUCCUGGAGGGGCAGUCCGAGUCCAAGACGGUUCGCGUGGGUGAUGAUGUUGUUGUGGCGAGAGGUAUGGAGCAGCGGGCUAUUUACGAUGGCGGUGGCGUACGGGGAUACUCCAUGCUCAUUCUGCUCCAGGAACUGAUGCACCGCAUCUACGUCGAAACCGAAGGCAGUCCUCCGCGACGCGACCAGAUUCCCAAACCAUGCGAUUACUUCGACCUUAUCGCCGGCACCGGAACGGGCGGCCUGAUCGCGCUUAUGCUGGGCCGGCUACGCCUCGACCUCGAGACAUGCAAAGAUGUGUACGUGCGCAUGACGCGGCGGGUAUUUGAAACAGACAAGACAUUCGCGGGCAUUCCGUUCCGAUCGACGCUGUUCAAGGCCUCGAAACUCGAGGAGGCCAUCCGGGAAUGUGUGCGCGAACAUACAAUCUACGAAGCCGAGGGAAACGAUAGCACGUCACCUGCAUCGCCUACGUAUGCGCCGUUCAGCCCGAAUUUCUCGACGGCGUCGAUCCCGCAGCGGUCAGGGAGUCGCGCGAGCGUAAGCACGACGCAAUCCGGAGUGAAUAAUCGGAGUUCGGCGUUCAUCAAUGGGUUGCGCUGGGGGAAUCCGGAUGCGCUGCUGUAUGAUAACCGGGAGAAUCGGACGAAGACGGCUGUGACGGCGCUGUAUCGGGGCACGCCGAAGAAUGGGAACUCUGUGUUGUUGCGGUCUUACGAUUCUCGCAAGGAGCCUGCGCCCGAGCAGCUUUGUACAAUCUGGCAGGCUGGUCGUGCGACGUCGGCGACGGGGUUGGCGUUUAAACCUAUCCAGAUCGGACAGCAUUAUUUCAUCGACGAGGGUGCAGGCACGUAUAAUCCGUCGCCGGAGGUUCUGGACGAAGCGGUGGUCAACGAGUGGCCGGGGCGAGAGAUUGGGGUGUUUAUCAGUGUCGGCACCGGAAAACGUCCCCCAGACACGAACAACCGCAAGCACGAAUGGUGGGAGGAUUUCUUUGGGGAUGCUCUGGGUACCUUUGCCGAGGCGCGUCGGCGGUUGAUUUCCAAAAUUGAGGGAUGCGAGGACAUUCACCACGACAUGCUUCGCGAGCACCUCCCCAAGCGCGGUGUCAGCAAAGACAACUACUACCGGUUGAACGUCGAAGUCGGCGUCGGCGAGUUCGGCAUGAACGAAUGGCACCGUCUUGCAGACAUCAGCACCAAUACACGGCGGUACCUCUCCCGACCGGACGUGAAGAAGAUGAUCCAGGACGCGAGCGUCAAGUUCGCCAAAAUCGAGCGCAUGCACCGCCGUCUCGCUGCCCACACAGCGGCCGGCAAUGACCCCAUCAACAGCACGCUGAUGGAAGACGACCACUCUUCGCUGGCACCGAGUCCUCGCCUCUCCGUCACAUCGCCGACCUCACCCGGCGCUCCUCCUCCUCCUCACGCAAACACCUUUGAACUCCCCGCCGAACUCCCCGGCGACUUCAUCCAGCUCCAACCCAACGACGAUAAACUCCCCAUGCACCCAACACCUCAAGACUCCAUUCACCCAUCGCCCGGUCGCUCUUCCGGCAGCGACCUGCACCUCAGCUCCAAUGAACCCAGCCGCCCGCCAUCACAAGCAUACUCGCCACGCGUCAGUUCUGAACACGCAGGCCCGCCGCCUGUUCCUCCAAAGACACCAAUUCCCUACCCUAACGACCAUCCAGCAGAGCUAGGAGGGAUUCCAAUGCCCAUGCCGACCGCGAACCACAGUCCCGGGCUUCAUCCGGCGCAUGCAGCGAACGCACCUGCAAUUGCGACCGGGCGACCGGCACCGCCGUAUCCGCUUGAUGAACCACCGGUGGUGAACAAGUUGAGGAAACCGAGCUAUACAGUGCGCGAUUUCGCUGCUUAG
Aspergillus mulundensis is the source of this 2988-nucleotide messenger RNA. RefSeq lists its product as uncharacterized. Gene Ontology annotation, cellular component: membrane. Bases 1 to 2988 code for a protein of 995 amino acids. Gene Ontology annotation, molecular function: molybdenum ion binding; pyridoxal phosphate binding. The record is from RefSeq and is a predicted model, not a curated record. Gene Ontology annotation, biological process: arachidonate metabolic process. NCBI's taxonomy places the organism in Eukaryota, Fungi, Ascomycota, Eurotiomycetes, Eurotiales, Aspergillaceae. The transcript has 3 exons.